Molecule: messenger RNA, 5899 nt
Organism: Cottoperca gobio
Lineage: Eukaryota; Metazoa; Chordata; Actinopteri; Perciformes; Bovichtidae
Gene: tmem51a
Product: transmembrane protein 51a
Exons: 4
Coding region: 679-1500 (273 amino acids)
Source: RefSeq, a predicted model, not a curated record
UAUGUUUAGCCUUGUAUUUGUUUGUUUAUCGUCAUAAGAUAUUUUAAAUCUUGAAGUGUGUUUUCCCGGCAUUGUACACAGCAUCACAAAUAAAGGGGCAGGGACAAGAAAGUUAAAGUCACUGCAUCCACACGUGUUUAAAGGUUAAUACCAGUGUAUGUCACCGUCUACAGAUGCUGCAGGCUGCAGACACAUUGGACUAUAGCCAAAAGGCGCAGAGGUAAGAUACCAAAACAAAUCUUUCCCCACAUACUUCCUCUCCAUCCAUCAAGCAGCCCGAGAGAGAAAGGGUUAAUGAAACUGGAAGUGCAGCAGUGAGCCCCCUCCCUCCCUCCCUCCUCCGGCCCCGGCCUCCUCCUGUUCUCCCUCUGUCUGCUGGGCCCAUCCGCCUCAGAAGGAAAGUUCCUGACCCUUAAACGCUAUUUGUCACCAAAUUAGUCCACAUACAGUCCUGUCUGUGCCGGCCCGGUUUGGAAAUGAAAAGCCACACCUCACAGCUGUGAGAAGAGCAACAGUUACUUCUCGUCAACACGAUGCAAAGGGGUAGGUUCUCUUGCUAAAGAACAAAUACUUGUGAGCGGCAGCAACGUGAUCGGUUUCUUCAUUUCUUAACAGGAACGCUCAGACUGUUUUUGACUUCACUGGAGCUGGUCUAACUGAAGGUUUGGGACUGACGAUAUGCGUACCAGUGUCGAGGGACUGCCAAGCACUGCCCUUGGCAGCGGAGGCACUGGCAGCAGCAAUAACAACAACAAUAACAAUAACAACACCGCCACCACCAGCAGCAGUGGGAACUCGGGUUCCCAGUAUGCACUAUGUGCUCUGGGCGUUGGGCUUGUUGCCCUCGGCAUUGUGAUGAUCGUGUGGAGCGUGGUACCUGCAGACGCGGCAGGGAACAACAGCAGCAGUUUAGGAGAAGACAGUGGUACGACCGGCAGGAAACAUAAAGCGUCUUCCGUGGCCUUUGUCUUGGUGGGGUCUGGGGUCAUCAUGCUGCUGCUGUCCUUGUGUCUGGGGAUGAGGAACAAACAGCGGGAACAGCAGAUGCUCCAGGAGGCCCGGAAUCACGGAGUGGCGGCUCGGGAGCAGGAGGAAAGAGAAACUGCCGAGGAACAAGCCCAUCGUUACGCAGUACCCAGCUAUGAAGAGGUAGUAAGCAGUGGCCAGUACCCUGUCAGCCAGAGCAACCUUCGCCCAAGCACCUCCCAGCUACCUUCCUACGAUGACCUCGUCCAAGUUGAUGGGUUGCAGUAUGAAUUCGAGGGGUCAGAGGUCACAAUUACUGGAUCACAGCCUGCUCCGGCUCCCAGUGCUGCUGCUUCCACAUCAAAUCGCAGAGUUGUGAAAAAUAGCCGCAAGCUCCUCCCUAUCAAGAUCCGCAGGAUUAAAUCGGAGAAGCUGCACAUGAAAAACAUUGAUAACUCUCAGCCAGCAGCUGGAUUCAGUAUAGAACCACUUACCCCUCCGCCGCAGUAUGAGGAUAAAGUGCCUCCGAUUUAAGAUCAAGCUGAUCGUGUUUAAAACAUCUGCUGACAUUCCUGGAAUCCCCUUUUGUGGAUCUGGAACCUUUAAACCGAGACUUGAAGAUGGCUCUUCUUGCAGAACAUUCUCAGUGGCACUUUUUAAUAAAAUACUGUAUCUGAUCUAAUUCAUCAUUGCGUGUCGCAUCACUCCAAACCACGGCACAGAGAUACCUUUUAUUGAUUUUGGAUCUCUGCAACAGACACAGACGGAUAGUGAUGGACAUAGCUGAUGGAACCUUCCUCAUUGUGACAGGUUUUGUCAUCAAUGUUUCACAUUUGAUCCAAAGCACACACCAAAUGCGGUUUUGCUUCAUGUCAAAGUUGAUUUCUGUAUCUAUGCGUUAUCUUCAUGUACUCCAAAGUGCUUUGACUGUACAGGCGAGUGGACGGGGAAAGAGAUCAAAGGAUAUCAAUGAGUGGUUAUUGUGAGGAUUUGUGUGAACACUUAAAUAGAUAUGUGCAGGGCACUCGUUUUGUAAAGUAGCUGCUGUUGGAGCAGUGUUUCCCCGUGGGAAGCUUGGAUUACUACUGCCAGCAGUUUACCAAAUGUAGACUUCAUGGUGAGUGACGGAGCGUUGUAUGUGGUAUGCUACACUCUCCCUCAGUGGCAACAAUAUUGUCUCGCCUGGUCCUCUUUGCAGAGAAUUAGAGACAAUUUUGAUAAAUGUCAACACUUCAGGUUCAGAGGUUGUUAUUGAUCACUCUUAUUGAAAAGCUGAAACGUGGUACUGGGGGUGUCUUUACAUAUUCUGCGAUGGACUAUCGACUGGACAUCUUCUAUUUUUGACAAAACAAAACUUUGUUAGCAUUCAUCAGCUUCCAUGACUGGAAGGAAUAGAUUUGUCGAACGCUAACAAAUGAUCACUUGUUUACCUUAGUUAGAAUAUCAUGGCACUGAAAUGUCACCGUCCAGUACAGCAGCACAUUCAAGAGAAACGUUUUUGUUUCUCCUGAGAACGACGAAACCUUCUACCGUCCAUCGUGUGGUUGAAUGGUUUUAAAAUGGAGAGGGGUCAACUGUUUGUGAUUGGUUGUGGGUACAUCGCCCAAAAUCAUUAAAUUGCUGCAUUUAUUGUCAGUUGGUUCAUUGAAUACGCCAAGACACAGUACCUGUACUUCCUUAAAGCUGUACUUAGGAUUUUUGACCUGUAAAAGGCACAAAGACGCUAAAACAAACUCUUCUAAACACAGCUCUUAUAUGCCAUCAGCUUAUCAAUUUGUCAUGGCUAACGAGCUAGCAAACUGCCGCCUAACACAGAAUAAGAUUAUCCAGUUGUUUCCAGCCAACUGAUAAAUGUAAGUCCACAUUUCACUUGCUUUUUUUUUUAGCUCUGGUUUGAAUUCCAUCAAAUCCUGAGAAACCUAGCGUUUAAGUGUUUUAGCUUGCUAAACUCUCCUCACUAUUUACUUUAGUCUCAUGAGACUAGACUAUACAGUCAAUAGCUGUUCAAAUAAAGUGCAGCACAUGGCCACCAUCAGGUUACUUUUGAAGAGACAUUGUGGGAAGUUGAUGGUCUCCUCUCAUGGAGUCUUCCAGUAAUGCUGGUGCUAACUGACUGCAGCAGACCGAGUUUGCCCUCCAGUUGUUUACACUAAAGUUAAGUGACUUUAACACUCCUUCCCUUCCUAAAACAUUUCAAGAGACAUUGUAUGAUUGAGCCGGAGCUGUGAUGUUGCUCCUCCAAUGCAGUGUUGCUCUCACUCUUGCAAACAGCGGGUAGAGCAACGUGAGAGCAUAAUGGAAGGAGCUUGUGAAUAGUUGAAAGUCUUUUCCCUGUAGCCAUGGUGUUGAGCUGUGAAGGCAGUGUUGUCUCUGCGUCUCUCUGGGCUUGCUUUUGCUCGUACAGAACGACUCUUUGACUGUGCAGCUGCUCCAUAACAACAGCAACUUUUGCUCACUAGCUUGCUCGUCACCAUUCCUCCAACCACAGCUUGACUUGCAGCCUUGUUUUCCCUUCGAAGUAUGCAGGGAAAAAAAAGACAAGUGUUCAGGGAACUGGUUUGAGUUUCAUCACCAUGCACUACAUGCAUCAUUACCUGUCAACAAAGUCUCCUUUCUUCUUCAGGUUUGAUUUGAACAGUCAUUCAAUUGAACGUUACAGAUUUGAUGAAGUUGCGUACCUAAAGAUUAUUCCCUCUUUUGCGUUGUGAAAAGGCACCUUUCAUUGGUGAAGUCAUCUCCCAGUUGUACACUGUGUUUGAGUUGUUAAUGCAACAAAACUACUUAAAUCAUUGUCAGCCGGUCAUAUUAUAUAUUGCCAGGUUUUCUGUAAAGGAAGGCAACAAAGUCAUUGAGUCACUCAUUGAGGUUUGUCAUUGAAAUUCAACACUUCAAUGUCUACAUUGUCUUGUUUUGCCACACUGUGUAUUCAUUCUUUAUUUUUUAUAAUGUGCAGUGCUGCAGACAGUCAUCAAACUAUGUAGUCAAAAUGUUUUACAAUGAUGAGCCGAGUCUGAAACACAUGCUGUUUGUUCAUUUAUUAUUGCUUUUUUAUUACCUAAAUCCAUAUUUCUUUUAUAUGUACUGUGAAAAUGUGCUUUUCUAUCAUAAUUCUAAUUUGUAUGUGGAAAAUAAGUUUUUUUUCUCUGAAGAGUAAAAACUAAUUUAUCUCAUGAAUGUUUUAUAAGAAAUAAAAGGAGGUAUUUGCUAAUUAACCCAGUGUGAUUAAGAAGUGUAUCUUGCUGUGAUUACUCAACAUGUGUAUCACUCCAUGUUGACUCAUGCCAUAAUCCCCUGAACAUUUUAACAUGCAUAUUUUAUAACUUGUUUCUAACCAAAGCUUAGUUGAUAUGCAGCUACUGCAAGCUGAGAAACAUCUGGAUGCUUUAUAGCCCUGCAUGGCCGCCUUCAAGAAGGGCUUCUUGUGUUUAAGUGUCCAGGACAUGGACAGUACUUCACAUUAACAAACAAGGUCUCUGCAUUCCUUUGCACUGAUGAGCAGUAUUUUUAUUUAUUUUUUGGAUGUAAGAAAAUGAUAACGCAUUAUAAAACAGAGUUGUUCUUAUUGCUGACAAAAGCACUUGCACAGCUCCUUCAGCAGUUGGUCAUAACCUGCAGAGUAAACAACCGAAAACACAAUAAUACACUUCCUGUUUUUGAAAUCCGAGGCUUUUGUUGGCUCCAGGUUACAUUGUUUAUGCUGGCAAGUUAAUCACAAAAAUGUUCCUCACUGUGUUGAUCCAGUUAAAGAAGGAGCCGACUUGUGUGAAGACUGUUUGCUUCUGCAGGGCGUUGCAGGCCUGACCGGAGCCGAAGCUCGCCACGCCGUAUACAUCCCAGGAGCCAUCAGGGUUCUGGCAAUUCAGGGGGCCACCUGCUGGUCGCCACACACACAGUUGGCUAGCAGCUUAUGUACAGACACUGAGGAGGUAUGGCUACCAGAGAUCACUUUAGUCAUGCUUUCUUUUACACCAUUUCAAAGUAAAAGUAUUUUCCUUUUAUCUUCCUUCCCCUGAGUCUUUUAUAGUGUGCUAAAUGGAAUUCUUACAGAUGACAUAAGUGAUUGCUUUAAUUACUCAGGGUUUCUGCUUGUCAUGGAAAACGGCUGACCAAUUUUCCAUCAGCGAAAAAGUACAAUUAUUUAAAAAAGAAUUCCUUUCUUUUUCUUCUGUAGCUGAGAAUGAACCACUCCGUCAGAACAGCAUGGUGUUAACCCCAGGCUAGCAUGUUGGGUUCAGUUGCUAACGUUGAGUUGCUUGCUAGCUUGUUUUGACUGGCUUGUGUUUAUUUAUUAUUGAUAGGACACAUCAUGCCUACCUGCGUAAACUGAGUUUCCCCUUUGUUUGAAACCAGAUUCAUCCUGAUUGUGAAGGUCAAAAAUCACCUCAGUCAAGUGAGACUGUGCAGCCGUGUGUUCCUUCAAACUAAAGCUAUUGUUUUAAUAGGAUCUGGGUUAAACUGUAUCAUCUCUAUUAUUUAAUGUAUACAUGGAUAACCAAUGGUGGACUCAAAUUCAUGUUGAUCAUUAUUUAUCUCAUAAGGAAAUCACUUGUGUCUCGGACGCAGGCGGGCAUGAUUGUGUCAGAAAAGGUGACCGGGGAAGACAGUGUAAUGAUAAAGGUAUUGAUAUGCUUUUUGUGCUCUGAUGUGCAUAUAUUGUAGAAGAGUUUGUCUCAGUUUUCCACUGUACCAGUCAGGGACUUUCCACUGUGCUAACAGGAGAUUCUUAACUGUAUCACAACUCCUUUUUAGGAGUAGGUUUCAGUUGCAUUAAAUCAGUUUCAUUAAUAUGAUUUAUGUGCUCCCAACUACUCUGUGCGCAGUUUCUGUUUUGUAUCAUGUGCUGAUAAGCUGUGUGAAUCUUCCACCCCUCCCCUCUCUACUCACUGAACACAUGAUAUACAAUCUGUGCAGAGAAUAAAUACUCCAAAGACAA